Molecule: messenger RNA, 1729 nt
Organism: Nerophis ophidion (straightnose pipefish)
Lineage: Eukaryota; Metazoa; Chordata; Actinopteri; Syngnathiformes; Syngnathidae
Product: somatostatin receptor type 5-like
Exons: 2
Coding region: 193-1461 (422 amino acids)
Biological process (GO): neuropeptide signaling pathway
Cellular component (GO): membrane; neuron projection
Molecular function (GO): somatostatin receptor activity; neuropeptide binding
Source: RefSeq, a predicted model, not a curated record
CGGCUCACGAUGAGACGUGGACCUGAGCCGAUGGAGCCCGGCGACACGUGUGAGCUCGUGUCCGCCUGGUGACGACAGGAAGAAGCCCAAAGGCGUGAAUGUGUGCAGGAACGCGCUAAAAACACACCGGAGGAACUUGUCAUGCUCUCUGUUCAGUCCCGAGGCUGAGAUCCCGCCUGACGCCAUCGCAAAAUGGAGGCCGAGAACGCCAGCGACGUCUUCUUCCCCGACUUUCCCCUCUUCAACGCCAGCAGCCUCAACGAGUCGCUGCUCAACCACACCAACGCCACGGCCUCGGAAGGGCCGUGGAGGCCCGGCGCGGCCGGCGUGUUGAUCCCGCUGAUCUACGUGAUCGUGUGCGCGAUCGGCCUGGGUGGAAACACGCUGGUCAUCCACAUCGUGCUGCAUUACUCCAAGAUGGAGUCGGUGACCAACAUCUACAUCCUUAACUUGGCCGUUGCCGACGAGCUCUUCAUGCUGGGCCUGCCCUUCCUGGCGGUGCAGAACACGCUGCAGUCGUGGCCGUUCGGGUCGUUCAUGUGCCGCCUGGUGAUGACGGUGGACUCCAUCAACCAGUUCACCAGCAUCUUCUGCCUCACCGUCAUGAGCGUGGACCGCUACCUGGCCAUCAACCACCCAAUACGUUCGGCCAAAUGGCGGCGCCCCCCGGUGGCCAAGGUGGUGAACGGCACCGUGUGGGCGCUGUCCUUCCUGGUGGUGUUACCAGUGGUGGUCUUCGCCAACGUCCAGAAGGCUGGCGGCACCUGCAACAUCGUGUGGCCGCAGCCGGCCAACAUAUGGCGUGCGGCUUUCAUCGUGUACACGUCCAGCGUGGGCUUCCUGUGCCCUCUCCUCAUUAUCUGCUUUUGCUACCUGCUCAUUGUCUUCAAGGUCCGCAGCUCGGCCAAGAAGGUGCAUGCCGCCUCCGCCAAGCGCAGGAAGUCAGAGAGAAAGGUUACGCGCAUGGUGGUCAUCGUGGUGGCCGUCUUCGUCUUCUGCUGGCUGCCGUUCUACGCGCUCAAUGUGGUCAACCUGCUGGUGGCGCUGCCCUCCGACUACCAGGGCCUCUACUACUUUGUGGUGGUGCUGGGCUACGCCAACAGCUGCGCCAACCCCUUCGUCUACGGCUUCCUGUCGGACAACUUCAAGCAGGGCUUCAGGAAAGCCCUCUGUCGCACCAGCAGGAAGGUGGAGGACCGUCGAGCGGAGCGGCGCCGGCCGGCGCAGGACGACGGCAGAAUGGUGCUGGUUCCCCGUGAGAGCCUGGGACGGGGUCUCCAUCGCCGAGACGACGAUGGCGAAGACCAGGAGGAUGCCUCGGAAAUGACCGAGGUUUACAGAGUCUGCCAAAAUGGAAACGCCGGUUGCCCUGACAGAGAAGAGACGGAAGCAGGACAACCGACUAGCGGGGCGUCGCUAAUGCCGCCUUCGCCCACAAACGCUACCACAAACGGGGGCUAGCAGCGGCGGCAAACGGAGAUUUGGUGCCUAGCGCUACUACGGAAAAAUAAAUUACUUGCACUCGUCAAUGACGUCAAAUAGCUAACGGCGCUAACAUCGCUACCACCGCAAAUCACGCUGGUAGAACCACAAACACAACGAUCCUUCAUUUAACAUGUAUUCACCUUAUUUAUGUUACUCCUAAAAAGCAGCAUACAGAAUAUACGUGUACAUAUUUUCAUAUAUAGAGAUGAAUCUCGGUUUCAGAACUUCAUUGGCUCUCAAACAG